GUCUGGAUGAAAAGUUCAGUUCACAGAGAAACGGGACCAUGAAGCUCCUGUGAAGAGUGUUUGGAGUAAAGCCGCCGGAGACUGCAGGAUCUUCAUUUAUUGGUCGAAAACUAUUCAUUGAGCACAAGAUGAUGUCCGACGCCAGCGAUAUGUUGGCCGCCGCCUUGGAGCAAAUGGACGGGAUCAUAGCAGGCUCCAAGGCCAUGGACUACUCCAACGGGCUGUUUGACUGCCAGUCGCCCACCUCGCCGUUCUUGGGGGGCCUCCGGGUGCUGCACCUGCUGGAGGACCUGCGGGGAGUUCUGGAGCUCAUGGACAACGAGGAGAGGAACAACCUGCGAUGUCAGAUCCCCGAUUCCACCGCAGACGGGCUGGUAGAGUGGCUGCAGGGACGACUGACCAACGGCCACGGCUCAGAAGCAGUCUACCAAGAACGUCUGUCCCGGCUGGAGUGUGACAAAGAGUGUCUUGUUCUUCAGGUGAGUGUUCUAACAGACCAGGUCGAGGUGCAGGGUGAAAAGAUUCGGGACCUCGACACGUGCCUGGAUCAUCAUCGACAGAAACUAAAUGCUACUGAGGAUCUACUGCAGCAGGAGCUGUUGAAGCGGACAACGCUGGAGACCCAGAAGCUGGAGCUGAUGACCGAGGUGUCCAGUCUGAAGCUGAUGCUGACGGCUGUGGAGAGAGAUCACAGGGACAAUGAGGGCUUGUACCAGGAAGUGACGGAUCUGCGGUUCAGGGUGACUGACAUAGAGAAUGAAAGACUGCAGUGUGAGAAGAAACUCAAAGCUACCAAAGAGGAGCUGCAGCUUCUGCAGAGGCAGCUGGAGGAGCGAGAGGAGGAGCUGAGGAGGCUGAAGGACGAGAGCAGACUGAGGGUGGAGAGCCACAACGGAGCCGAGGGAGGAGAGAGAGAUACAGAAGUGUUGAACAUGAAGAUGGUGUUGGAGUCCCUGGCGUCGGCCAACGACGUGAAGGAGGAAAGGAUAAAGGAGCUGGAGGAGUCGCUCACUAAGUGCAAGGAUGUGCCGGAGCCGGUAAAAGACGAUGACUAUGACGAUAUCCCAGACGAUCCCUCGGUUUCCGUCUUCAUGGAGGUGGAUCAGGUCACACCGGCGUUGGAAGGGGAGGCAGGAAGAAGCUCUGGCGAGUCUAUUCCAUGUAUAGCAGUGCUCUCUGAGAUGAACGACCUGGACAGAGAACAACUGUUACAGGCAGUCGAAAGUUCCUCAGACGUCGCACAGCCGAGCAGCACCGAGCAGACCAAACAUAAAGCAGGACCUAGUUCCUCAUCUCCUCUCAGAACUAGUGAUGGGAGCUUUGGUACCAAGAAGGCCCGUUCUUCUUUCGGCCGCGGCUUCUUCAAGCUGCGUGCAGGCAAGCAGACAACCAGCUCUCCGAACCUGGAUCGCUCCCGGAGUGCCAGUGCACCUGCGUUAGCUGAGGCGGAACGUAGAGGCACAGAGCACCUGGACUUGGCCGGCGCUCCUCCACAGAAAUCCCCCGAUGGAGCCCUGCUGCCGUCCUCACCUGAAGCCAAAAAGAAGUCCAAAGGCUUCAUGAAGUUCUUUGGCAGACUAAAGAGGAGUCACUCCAGCUCCUUCAACCUUGACGAUGAAGCAGAGAUGGAGUUCCGGAGGGGAGGAGUCAGAGCCACAGCCGGCCCUCGACUGGGCUGGUCGCGUGAAUCUAAACACAACGUUGUUGAAGUUCCUUUCUCGCGGUGGAGUAAAGAUGAAGUGUGUGCGUGGCUGCAUGAGCAGGGCCUCGGGUUAUACGUCGCCCAGGGUCAGAGCUGGAUCAAAUCGGGACAAACGCUGCUGAGGGCGUCACAACACGAUCUGGAGAAGGAGUUGUGCAUGAAGCACCCUCUCCACAGGAAGAAGCUGCAGCUGGCUCUGCAGGCUCUCGGGUCAGAGGACGACGACCUCAAGGGCAGACUGGACCACAACUGGGUGACCAGGUGGCUGGAUGACAUCGGCCUCCCGCAGUACAAAAGCCACUUUGACGAGGCUCGUUUUGAUGGAUGCAUGCUGCACUACAUGACGGUGGAGGACUUGCUGUCUCUGAAGGUGGGCAGUGUUCUCCAUCACCUUAGCAUCAAGAGGGCGAUCCAGGUCCUCCGCCUCAACUGCUACGAACCCAACUGUCUCAGGCGACGGCCCUCUGACGAGAACAACAUGACACCAGCAGAGAUCUCUCAGUGGACCAACCACCGAGUGAUGGAGUGGCUGCGCUCCGUGGAUUUGGCAGAAUACGCUCCCAAUCUGAGGGGCAGCGGUGUUCAUGGAGGACUGAUGGUGUUGGAGCCCCGCUUCAACGUGGAAGCACUCGCCCUCCUGCUCAACAUUCCUCCCAACAAAACCCUGCUGAGACGCCACCUGGCAACACAUUUCCACCUGCUCGUCGGCUCCGAGGCGCAGCGGCUCAAACAGGACUGUCUGGAGAACCCCGACUACGUCGUCCUCAGCGCCACCGCCAAGAUCAAGCCUCGACGCCUCUCAUUCGGUGGUUUUGGCACUUUGAGGAAGAAACGUCAGGACGAUAGCGACGAGUACGUCUGCCCCAUGAACGUGGAAAUGCCCAAAAGCAGCAGCUUCCAGACGGGCGUCCAGAUCUAUGAGGAACACCCGGAACAGAUGGAAGACUCUGAAGGGACCGUGAGACAGAUAGGAGAAUUUUCUGAGGAAAUCAACAAUCUCACAAGCAUGCUGAAGGAAGAUGAGUUUUUUCAUGAGGGCGACGCAGCAGAAACCGAUCACAACUCUAGUGUUUGAGAUUUGCUUUGUGAAAAACAAACUGUGCCAACCCCCUCCACCUUCCAGCAACCUUUGUAGAACAUGAGACCUCCACUGUUACAGUAUUUUCCUCAUUCAGAAGUACAGCCAAAGCUUUCAUGACCAUAUAUUUAUAUUUAUUAAGGCUGUCCAAAAUAUAACGCAUGAACUAAAAAUGCAAGGUUUGAUUGCAUCAAUGUACCUUAUUAUUGAAACAUUUGUAUUCCGUUUUGUUUUCAUGUGGUACGUAAAGUUAUCUUUAGGAUUACAGCGAACAUCCUCACUUUACUUCUAGUGGUAUCUAGCCACGUAGUUUGGGUUUUGAGAUUCAAUGCUGUGAGAAAAUGUUUUGCUUAUAAAAUAAUGGUUUGACAUUUUGAGUAAUAUGCUAACGUUUGAGGAUUAGGUGAAGCUACAACCCUUGGUUGAGCGAUUAGCUUAGCAUAAAGACUGGAGGCCUGGCCCUCCCUCAAGCUCACUAACUUCUUUGUUCUAUAAUCCAAACACCACAUGACUCUCCCUAAAAGCACAAAUAAGUGUUCGUGAGCAUUGUAGGUGCAGUUUUAAACGUCUCCCGUUGCUUCCUCUCUUCAUGCUAAGCUAAUAGGCUUUAGCUCUUUACUUAACGAGCAGUAUUGAUCUACUCCCCUAACUCUUGGCAUGGAAGCCAAAUGUCAAACACUUCCUAUUGUGAAAGUAAACCUGAAAACCAAAGUCUUGUUUUUUAAAUGUUAAUAAAAAAAAGAGAACGCA
Molecule: messenger RNA, 3530 nt
Organism: Anarrhichthys ocellatus (wolf-eel)
Lineage: Eukaryota; Metazoa; Chordata; Actinopteri; Perciformes; Anarhichadidae
Product: liprin-beta-1-like
Exons: 26
Coding region: 129-2777 (882 amino acids)
Biological process (GO): neuromuscular junction development
Cellular component (GO): presynaptic active zone
Molecular function (GO): protein binding
Source: RefSeq, a predicted model, not a curated record